Messenger RNA from Chelonus insularis, 678 nucleotides. RefSeq lists its product as uncharacterized. NCBI's taxonomy places the organism in Eukaryota, Metazoa, Arthropoda, Insecta, Hymenoptera, Braconidae. The record is from RefSeq and is a predicted model, not a curated record. Bases 140 to 430 code for a protein of 96 amino acids. The transcript has 3 exons.
GUGACGUUAGAUAUCCCCGCUUAGAUCCACGUCUUGGUGUGCUGGGCAGGGCACUACUAUAAAAGCUAUCGUCUAUGCUCCAACAUCAUGUAGUGCUAACUUCUUUUGCACAAGACAAACUAAUUCAAACCAAUUCAACAUGAAACUGUUGGUCGUUUUCUUCGCUGUUGUUGCCGCAGCUGCUGCUUAUCCUGGUUAUGAGCACCACCAUGUGCACCAUGUUGAUGCUAUCCAUAUUCCCCAACAACCAGCAAUUCCACCAGUUCACCCCCACCCAUUGAAACUCGACUCGCAUGCUGGAGUUAGCAAAAUCCAUUACGACUAUCCCCAUGUUGGCCACCCCCAUCUCAUCGGUUACGAAGUUGCUGUCCACGAACCUGAAGUCAAACAUGUUGUCAAGCCUGUUCAUCAUGGUCAUGGAUGGGCAUAAAUUCAUAGCUGAGACAUCUCCUGCAAUCGAUUAUCAAUUGGUUCUACCUAUGGUCUUUCAUCUCUUGUCUACUUUGGACAGAUCUCAUCAACAAUUAUCUACAAUCGCUAAAAAUUUCUUAUAAAUUUUUCAUUUGACAAAUUUAUUCAUCAUGGUUUUUUUUUAUAAAAUGUAAUAUAAAAUUAUAAUUUUAUUUGAUUUAGACACAACAUCAGAUUAUUCAGUGAGAAAUAAAGAUAAUAAAAUAA